Molecule: messenger RNA, 2071 nt
Organism: Mercenaria mercenaria
Lineage: Eukaryota; Metazoa; Mollusca; Bivalvia; Venerida; Veneridae
Product: solute carrier family 28 member 3-like
Exons: 13
Coding region: 23-1951 (642 amino acids)
Biological process (GO): nucleoside transmembrane transport
Cellular component (GO): membrane
Molecular function (GO): nucleoside:sodium symporter activity
Source: RefSeq, a predicted model, not a curated record
GGAAAUAUUUUUACUUCGAUUCAUGAUGUCUGCAAACAUGAAUGAAUUUGCUGCUGGAGACACAGCUCACGAGAAGAAACAAGCGUUCAGUGAAGAUCUUGGUCCAGUUUUAAAACAAGAAACCAUUGUGGAAUUUAAACAAGUUCCAGACUCGGCGGUGGAUGGGGAGAAUAUUUCAUCAAGUGAAAGUGGCAGUUCUAUAACAGACCUGUUCAACAGCUUUCACCAGCUUCACAAAAAUAUUGGCACUUUCAUUGACAACAAUAAAUUUAUCCUCAGAUGUAUUUUCAUUGGGCUGACAUGUUCCUGUGCACUUGGGUAUUUUGUAUGGGCAUUGGUCAUUUCAAUAAAGUAUCACUGUCAGGACAUCCGGGCUCUGAUUGGUUUAGUUGUUGUCAUCGUGUUGUGUGUAAUGAUAUGGUUCAUUAAAACACACUUUAGUACACAGCUUGAAAAAUGGUCAGAGUGUGCCGGGGCAGUCAUCAAUGGAAAAGUACGGAAAUUAAUGAAAGUUGCUGUUUGUUUGUCAGCUCUUGCGGGUAUCACCGUGGUGACAUUACUGACAGCCUGGCGACGACCUUCCAACCUUGUUGCAUUGGCUGGACUUCUAUUUUUUGUCAUUUUCUUAUGGCUUUUCUCGGCUCAUCCUGGGCAGGUGAAAUGGCGACCGGUUCUCGGAGGGUUUUGUAUCCAGUUCUAUUUUGCUGUGAUCAUAUUACGAUGGGAUUUUGGUUACAAUGUCUUCCACUGGUUAGGACAGAGAGUACAAGAAUUUCUGGCAUUCACCAACUUUGGGGCUGAGUUUGUGUUUGGUCCUAAAUACACAGAUCAUAUCUUUGCUAUGAAGGUUCUGCCAGUGGUGGUAUUCUUCAGCUGUGCAAUUAAUGUGCUGUAUUAUAUUGGAGCCAUGCAAAUGAUAAUCAGUAAGAUAGGCUGGUUGUUGAGGAAAGUUCUCGGGACAACUGCACCGGAAUCAUUGUGUGCUGCUGCUAACAUCUUCAUAGGACAAUCGGAAGCCCCGAUUAUGAUUCGACCAUUCAUGCCAUUGAUGACGAAGUCAGAGCUGAAUGCUGUGAUGACUGGAGGAUUUGCUACAAUAGCUGGUGGAGUAAUGGCAGCAUACAUUUCCUUUGGGGUCCCACCAGAACAUUUAUUAUGUGCUUCUGUGAUGAAUGCACCAUGUGCACUUGCUGUUUCCAAGUUACUCUAUCCAGAGACAGAAACCAGUCAAAUACGAAAACUCUCCGACGUUGAUCUUGGAGAAAGGAAGGAGAGAAAUAUUCUUGAGGCAGCAGCAGCAGGAGCAUCAGCUUCCAUCAAGCUUGUUGCCAACAUUGCUGCCAACCUGAUUGCCUUUCUUGCCAUGUUGGCAUUUGUCAAUGCUAUGCUGUCCUGGUUUGGUAGCUUCUUGUGUCAUCCAGAACUCUCCUUCCAGAUGAUCUGUUCGUAUGUGUUUAUGCCUAUAGCAUAUAUGAUGGGAGUUCAGUGGUCAGAUGCUGGUGUAGUCGGAGAAUUAGUUGGAAUAAAGACAUUCCUCAACGAGUUUGUGGCUUACAAGGAACUGUCCAAAUUCAUGGAGAACAGACUUGCUUGCACUGGGGAACUCAUCUCAAUGAGAUCUCAGGUGAUAGCAACAUACGCUCUAUGUGGAUUUUCGAAUCUGAGUUCAAUAGGGAUCCAGCUAGGAGCUCUUGGACCUAUGGCCCCUGAGAGGCGUGGUGACCUUGCCACUAUAGUGUUAAGGUCCUUACUGGGAGGAAUUGUUACAUGUCUUAUAACGGCAUCUAUUGCAGGUCUGUUGUUGGUUGAUGAACCACUGGACUUGUGUAUAUCUGGAGCAAACAAUACCAUCAACAUGAAUGUUACCAUGGCAACAGUAGUUGACAGCAUUAUAGGUGAUAGCAAUAAUGUGACAUAUCUAACAAACUCAACUGCUGGCAGUGUUUUAUGAUGAAGGCCUUUUGUUAGGAACACAUAAAUUUUGAUAAGGACUUUUUUUUACAAUUUUAUUUUAAUGCAAUACUUUUUGAUCUCAUUUUAUGCUACCAUAUUAAAAUUUAUAUCAAAUGUU